AUUCCACUAGCAGAGAAUGACUCAUUCGCUGCGGAGUUUGUGACUGAACAAGACGUUAGCCAAACAACUGUUACUUCCAGUUCAUCAUAGACUUCUAUCGUUUGCCUGUGUAUUGUUUUUUAAUAAAAGCUGGCUUCCAAGGUCACCAUCGCUUCAUUUGGCAUUGUCAACAACAUGGAUACGGCGUUCUUCGAUGACGGGCGUUCUUACGUCCCGUCUAGCAACAAUAAAGAAGAAGUUCGCAAGCGUUUGACUCUGGAUCUGAAUAGUCCACGUCUGAAGAAACCUAGAUUCGACGUUCUUCUUUCAUCUCCCGAUUUGAAUAUGCUCAAGUUGCCAUCGCCCGAGCUAGAAAAGUUGAUUAUGCAGCAAAAUGGUCUCUUGUCUGCCACACCAACGCCCGGCGGUUUUGUCUACCCAACUCCAACCAGCACCGGUACCAACACAACCAGCAGCAGCAGUAGUAAUAAUAACAACCCACGCGCCGUUACGCGAGACCAAGAGAUGUACGUGAGGGGAUUCGACGAUGCCUUGGCCGAGCUGCACCAAGCUGGAGCCCAACAGCAGCAGCAAGUCCAGAUCUUGUCUGCUGGCCAGCAACAACCAAACCCCCAUUCGAUUUUGGAAACCGGUUCCAGCACCGCCAACAACGCCCAGACGGCUGCGCCCUUCGGUGCAGCCGCAACCCGGCCGCCCACCUCUUUGUCUCCCUAUCCCACCACUAUGCAUCAGAUUCCUGUUAAGGAAGAACCUCGGUGUGGUACAUCCCUCAGUAGCUCUCCACCCAUGUCUCCCAUCGAUAUGGAAGAUCAGGAGAGGAUCAAAUUGGAAAGAAAAAGGCAAAGAAACAGAAUUGCUGCAUCUAAGUGUCGCAGAAGGAAACUAGAAAGAAUUGCAAAGUUGGAGGACAAAGUGAAAAUCUUAAAGAAUGAUAAUAGUGAGCUAGGAACUGUUGUUGUCAAGUUGAGGCAACAGGUUUGUGGUCUUAAAGAACAGGUGAUGGAACAUAUAAAUUGUGGUUGUCAAAUAAUGCUUACAAAUCAGUUCUAAGUGGUGUGCUGUUUGACUUUAAUUUUGUACUCUCAGACCGUAACAAAUUUUAGCGCUGAAUCUGUUUAUUUCCAUGUUCUUUGCAAUUUCUGUGGGUGAUAUGUCAUUCAAUCUACUACCUAUGCCAUACUUCUAUUGGAUCACUAGAAAAGUGAUGCUAGUCUCCUUCUCACAUACUUUUUCAAAAAGUAAAUAUCUUUGCUUUGUGAACUACCAUUAGGUUGAUAUGGAUGUUAACAAUUGUUUGCCUUAACCUAUGUGUCUCCUCAAUUCAAAGCACACAUUUAUUUCUAACAGUCUUGAGUAUCUUAACUGAAGUAUUUUAAUGUGUAUCAUAAUCAGAUAUGGUAAUGUAUGCUAAAAUUAAAUUGAGCACGUACCAACAUUUAUCCAUGUACAGUUUUGAUAUUUUCGCUAAAUAAAUUUCAAAGCAUA
Molecule: messenger RNA, 1485 nt
Organism: Daphnia carinata
Lineage: Eukaryota; Metazoa; Arthropoda; Branchiopoda; Diplostraca; Daphniidae
Gene: Jra
Product: transcription factor Jun-like
Exons: 2
Coding region: 175-1050 (291 amino acids)
Biological process (GO): regulation of transcription by RNA polymerase II; regulation of cell cycle; regulation of cell population proliferation
Cellular component (GO): transcription regulator complex
Molecular function (GO): RNA polymerase II cis-regulatory region sequence-specific DNA binding; transcription factor binding; DNA-binding transcription factor activity, RNA polymerase II-specific
Source: RefSeq, a predicted model, not a curated record